AUGGCUUCUGCUAGUCUUGUUUCUGGUUCCAAUGGCUCUGCCCGAGUGUCUCUUGGGUUGGCAAGGGCAGCGGCUUUGCAGGACGACCAUUGGUAUAUGGUGGGUCAUUUGCUUAGACCUAAAACCAGGUUCCUGAGAUUCAAGAGCACAAUCCCAUCCAUUUGGCAUCUCAAAUUUGGUCUUUCAAUCCAAGAUGCCGGCGAUCGCUUUCUCUUCCAGUUUGACCGUGAAGCUGACCGGAAUCGUGCUCUUCAUGGUGGUCCCUGGUUCUAUAGGAACACCAUGCUCUUGUUAGGUGAAUAUGAUGGGAUGGGCUCGGUGGAGGCAGUCCCAUUGUGGGGUAUGGAGAUCUGGGUAGCGGUAAGAGGGUUACCGGUUGCCAUUCGGAAUAAAACCGCUCUAACACUUAUUGGCUCAACUAUUGGUCAAGUGAUUCGUUUUGAUCAAUCGGCUCUUCGUUGUAAGGAGGAGGAGCAAAGAAUCCGUCUGAUUUUGGAUACUCAUCGCCGAGUUUGUACAUGGAUGUUGUUUGAAUUUUCUCCCACAGUUGAACCUGAGAUUACUUUGCUUUAUGAGAAGGUGAAGGGCUUUUGCAGAGACUGUGGCCUGUUUGAACAAGAUGCUUUGGGUUGUGAUGGUUUUCUGAUGAAAGAAAAGGAGGAACUAUUGUAG
This is a messenger RNA of Rosa chinensis, 672 nucleotides long. RefSeq lists its product as uncharacterized. The transcript has a single exon. The coding region runs from base 1 to 672 and encodes 223 amino acids. Lineage: Eukaryota; Viridiplantae; Streptophyta; Magnoliopsida; Rosales; Rosaceae. The record is from RefSeq and is a predicted model, not a curated record.